UAUCACUUUUGGUUGAUGAUUGAUAGACUUUUUCAUUUUUGUCAACCUUACCAUAUGUGAACACUACCUUUUUAUUCUUCUUCGAUUUCUUUAUACUAUUCCAUAAAAUUUUUAUUUCCAUCAUAUCCUAAGUUUCAUUUACUCUCAUAAUUUACACACACACACAAACAUACAUCAUAUUUAUGUUAUAAUUACUGAUUUUACCCAUUAAUCAACAAAAAAAAAAUGGGCAACUGUGUAACUUCUUCUGCUAAAGUAGAUGCCACUGUAACUACUGCUACUAUUAGCUCUCGAAAUUCUGGGAUUUCAAAGGUUGGUAGCAAAAUGAGUUCAUCUUCGGGUCCAUCAAGCAUGACAAUAUCAACUUAUAGUGGUGGAAGUAGUACUAUUGACAGUAUUAGUACACCAAGAUCAGAAGGAGAAAUAUUAUCAUCUUCAAAUUUGAAAUCCUUUACCUUUUUGGAAUUAAAAAAUGCCACUAGGAAUUUCCGACCCGAUAGUCUUCUUGGUGAAGGGGGAUUCGGGUACGUUUUCAAAGGUUGGAUUGAUGAGUCUACUCAUUUGCCCUCAAAACCUGGAUCUGGUAUGGUCAUUGCUGUCAAGAAACUUAAACCCGAGGGAUUUCAAGGUCACAAGGAAUGGCUGACGGAAGUGACAUAUCUUGGGCAGCUGCACCAUCCUAAUCUGGUGAAACUUAUUGGCUACUGCACAGAGGGUGAUAAUAAGCUCUUGGUUUACGAGUUCUUGCCUAAAGGAAGCUUGGAGAAUCAUCUAUUUAGACGGGGGCCUCAACCACUUCCAUGGGCAACAAGACUGAAAGUGGCAAUUGGUGCUGCCAGAGGCUUAGCUUUCCUUCAUGAUGCUAAAGACCAAGUCAUAUAUCGCGAUUUUAAAGCUUCUAACAUUCUUCUUGAUGCGGAAUUCAAUGCAAAACUUUCGGAUUUUGGUUUAGCAAAGGCAGGGCCAACAGGUGAUAGGACUCAUGUCUCAACUCAAGUAAUGGGUACACACGGGUACGCAGCACCAGAAUACAUUGCCACAGGUCGGUUAACUGCAAAGAGUGAUGUAUACAGUUUUGGGGUCGUCUUACUAGAACUACUCUCGGGCCGCCGUGCUGUUGAUAAAGAUAAGGUUGGUAUCGAGCAGGAUCUUGUUGAAUGGACAAAACCAUAUCUAGGAGACAAGCGGCGUUUGUUCAGGAUCAUGGACACUAAAUUGGAAGGACAAUAUCCUCAGAAGGCCGCCUACACAGCAGCCACACUUGCAUCACAAUGUCUUUUCAUAGAGCCUAAAACCAGACCUCGAAUGUCUGAAGUUUUAGCAAGUCUGGAAGAGCUUCAAGCUGCUAAAAAUGCAUCAAAAGAUCAUCGAACGGUGUCUAGUCCUGUUCCCAAAUCACCAGCAGGACAUCGACAACGUCGUCUGACACCCUCUGCAUCUCCGUUACCAACUCCACGACAAAGUACUAAAGUACGGUGAUAGACAAAUAAGUAUGUGCCACGUAAAGUUUUGUUGUUUGUAUGUAUAUGAUUUAUGUAUUCACUAUUUCACUGUGUAUCAGAAUCUUGUUAUUAUUACAAUAUAGGUAAGACAAGUCAUAUAUGCAAUCAAGGUUAACAAA
Molecule: messenger RNA, 1621 nt
Organism: Erigeron canadensis
Lineage: Eukaryota; Viridiplantae; Streptophyta; Magnoliopsida; Asterales; Asteraceae
Product: probable serine/threonine-protein kinase PBL3
Exons: 6
Coding region: 226-1479 (417 amino acids)
Biological process (GO): protein phosphorylation
Molecular function (GO): ATP binding; protein kinase activity
Source: RefSeq, a predicted model, not a curated record